UGGUCAGUCAGGCUAACUAGCAGGAGGCUACAGAAAUGAAGGGGAGCCUCCGCUAGUGUCCUGCUCGCCCCUUCACAGGGGGGUUUAUGGAGGCGCUCUUCUCUCUUCUGUGUGGAUUUUCGGGCAGGUGCUGGGAAAUAGAGGUGACUUUUCUCCACACAUAAAGCAAUACGGCGUGGCUUGACAGGGGCGAGCUAUUGAUCUGCUGAUAGGAACGGAAGAUGGUAGCCAAACAAAGGAUUCGGAUGGCCAACGAGAAGCACAGCAAAAACAUCACUCAGAGGGGAAACGUAGCUAAGACGCUGCGACCACAAGAAGAGAAAUAUCCAGUCGGGCCGUGGCUUUUGGCACUCUUUGUAUUUGUCGUUUGUGGUUCAGCCAUCUUUCAGAUCAUUCAGAGCAUCCGGAUGGGCAUGUGAGCACCAGUGUGGUCCACGUCUCCUACCUCACGCGUCCACGAGAGCCGAGGCCAUGAGGCACAAUCUGAGGGGAAUCUAGAGGCUUAGGAUUCUGAAUGUGACCGGUUUGCUAAGAAGAUGAGUCCUGUGUACUGUACAUCAUCACCACCCUCCAUCACUUGUUUACAAAUGUACCUGGACAACAGGAACAAGUGCUUUUCUACUGAAACAUUAUGGCCAGCAAUGUCUUAUCAUGGGUCAUAUAUAUGUUUGUGCAAUAGAUAAUGUGCUUUUGUGAUCAUGAACGAUGUGCCAUAAUUGGUUUCUAUAUAUGUCUGUGUAUCGUAACAACUUUUUCAAAUAAAUAUUAUACAUUUGG
Messenger RNA from Astyanax mexicanus (Mexican tetra), 777 nucleotides. It is a transcript of the gene serp2, whose product is annotated as stress-associated endoplasmic reticulum protein family member 2. Lineage: Eukaryota; Metazoa; Chordata; Actinopteri; Characiformes; Acestrorhamphidae. The coding region runs from base 222 to 419 and encodes 65 amino acids. Gene Ontology annotation, biological process: endoplasmic reticulum unfolded protein response. The record is from RefSeq and is a predicted model, not a curated record. The transcript is spliced from 3 exons. Gene Ontology annotation, cellular component: endoplasmic reticulum.